UUAGACCUAGCCGCUCCCUCACACGGCGCAUGUGCGAGAUGGUCUUCUUCCUCCUCUCGCAGCAACACCACCUCGAGAUCUCUCAUGAGGAUACCCAAGAGAAGAAGAAUCUCUCGGAGUCAACCAUCCAUCUUCACGGUGGAACGCUUAUCGUCGACAAGAUGAAGAUCUGUAGAUCACCGAAUGGCCGUCCCGUGCAAGCAGGAUGGUGAUUUGAAGGCCUCGACGGAUCCUAGCCGCAUGUGCCUGGCCUUCGAGUUGCAAUAACUCGCAAGACCAGGUUCAUGGCGCUGUGGUUCGUUGGUAUGCCACCCCCCCAAAGUCGCUUGGGUCUGCCGGAUCCUUUUCCUCAAUUUACUUUUGAUUAGCGAGAUGACUGCAGACUUCUUUUGCAAAGUGAUCCCAGGGACUUGCUGCAAACCGAGCGAGAUCCAGGAGCGUAAGACACUGACUCAUGGGCCCAGCUCGUUGCUACGGGCCCCACCCGGCUGCGGCAGAGGCUCAGAGCAUCAUCGGUCAACUCCCAGUACACCAACAAGCCUCAAGCGUGCGCUGCUAUUGGGCUGGUCCACUGGGCUGCCUGUGGGCUCUUAAGAACUACGGGUCUGCAAGGCCCGCUGUUCUUUUUUUUUUUCAGGGCAGGCCUGUUGUUUUCUAAUUACGCAUUUGCUCUUUCAGUCAUCUGAUUAGUUUCGGCCAAUCUACAUUCCGGCCCUGUAAGCUCCCCCGAUGGAUUGGGGCGGGGUCGGGCCUAUAAAAUGCACCAUGUUGGCGUCCGUUUUGCCCUAACCUGCUUCGUCUCCCUCCCCUGGCGGCGCACCACUUCUGGCGGCACGGCAAGCAGGUUCACCGGCGCUCCCGACAAUCCAACAAGCUUUCAAUGGCGAUGUCGUUGCUUGCAAGGACGGGCACCAAGUUUGCCUGCGGUGCCACAUCCAAGGCUGGCGAGCUCCUGGGGCGUCAGUGGCCGGAUCGAUCCCGUGGAGUGGACGGCCUUCUUCCUAGGACUGGAGAGAUGCCAUUUCUCAUGAAGGCCGGCUUCAAGCUCCUUGCCCAUGGCGGAGUCACUAAGGCCCCUGCUGCUGCCAUGCUCGGCCUUACUGGGGGCGUUGCAUCAAGGGGCUUCAGCAGCUCCCGACGGCCUCCUACUGACCCUGGGCGCACUUUCACUCUGAGAAAAUGGGAUAAGCAGUCCCUUGAUGAAGAAUAUGAGCAUCAGGGAGGUGUGUUUGGAGAACACCGUCGUAAGCAAGAAGAAAAGGAUGAGCAGCGUCAUCAGGAAUACUUGCGCAAUUUCAGGCAUAAGAAGUACGAGGAUAAUUUUUCUGCCCUGAAGACAAGUGUUGCCAAGAUUGAGAAAGCUGUCUCUGAGGGUUUUGUGAAGAUGAAUGAAAGCUUUGUUCAAGUUGAUGCCCGUAUUCAGAAGACUGAUCAGCUCAUUGUGUCUGAGAUCUGUGAUGCUACUGAACUGUCAGCCUCGGACAUGAUGGAGCUGGUUCUGCUGUUGGAGAUUCUGAUUGCUGACCUUGAGGAUUUCGAAGCAGCUGUUGUGCAGAAGGACAAUGAUGAGUUUAUGAACAUGCUUGAUAAGAUCCCGAAGAUGAAACUUUGGUAUAUGAUCAUCAUUGCAUCUGAUGUUGUUAUAAGCGCUGGUUGCUCGUGUUCUGAUGUUUUUCACAUGAUGGAGGAGGCGCAUAAAGCGGCCAUUAAAGAAAUGGAAGAGAAGAUCGAAAAGCUAAGGAAGUAACCCUAGAGGACAGGGUAAUGAAAGAGAGGUGAAAACUCAAGUGAAUCUUUUGGUGCCGGCGAGUGUGUAUUAAGUUAGGAAGUUGCUUCUGUUCUCUUGGUAGUCAUUUUGUAAUAAUUUCCAAAUUUAUUCCUCCACUUUUGGUGAAACUAUACCUUUGGUCAGAAUAUCGGUCUGAGUCGCCAAAUUGCAGUUAUGUUUCUUUUGUAUCAAGAUUUCAUUGUUUCUCUGUUUACAGUUUUGGCUUGUGAUUAA
This is a messenger RNA of Triticum dicoccoides, 2002 nucleotides long. RefSeq lists its product as uncharacterized. Lineage: Eukaryota; Viridiplantae; Streptophyta; Magnoliopsida; Poales; Poaceae. The record is from RefSeq and is a predicted model, not a curated record. The coding region runs from base 881 to 1747 and encodes 288 amino acids. The transcript has 5 exons.